Physcomitrium patens is the source of this 2396-nucleotide messenger RNA. Lineage: Eukaryota; Viridiplantae; Streptophyta; Bryopsida; Funariales; Funariaceae. The record is from RefSeq and is a predicted model, not a curated record.
CUUUAGUUGGAACUCUACUUUUGGUCUUUAUCAUCCUUUUCCUAGUCAGAAUGGGGUUUUUUUUGUUAUUCAUUUGUUUCGGUGUGUUGCGAGUCACCCCAUGGACAUGACACGGUUCCUCACGGUGUUUGUCGAUUAGUGUGUGAUUGUUGGUUGUUGAGCUCUCGGUUGUUUGUUUAGAUUCCUGGUACCAGAGGUAUCUCUCGUGUGUAGAUUUCAGUAUCGUUUGCUGCCGGUAUUAAGAUUUCGUGCAGUGGUGGUGGAGGUGAGGGCGUGUUUGGAUUGUCGGUGGUGCUUCGAGAAUAGUGGACAUUGUGUCAGUGGUCGUCACUGUCAAAACGUAGUUAUUUACUUGCUUCAGUUGUAGCUAUUUUGCGUGACUUUUAGAGGAUUGUGGGUGUGCGGUGGCGGUGGCGGUUCGAAUGCUGUACAUUGUGGAAAAAGUGUCGGUAGAGUUGGGAGAAGACUGCCGGUAUUGUGCUGGGUUCAAUUAGCAUCGAGGUGUUUGAGACAUGAUGAUGUGGUAAUAUUUCUAUGAAAUGAAUUUCUGUAUAGAUCAACCUGCGAGGCGACACUGCGUUGAAAAGCAGACUGAGCUUGUAUUAAGUGUCCCUUUCUGUUGAUGAAUCUUGGCGUGAUAAGUCUUGAGAGCGGUUUCGUCUAUGGGUACAUUGCAGAGUUGUGGAAUUGCGCGUUGUGGUAAGUUUACUCUGCUUGCCUAUGGGUGACAUUCUUUGAUUUCGUCGAGAGUUGCAGUGAUGCCAAAGAUGCAGCUGGAGAAACUUUGGAAAUGGAAUUGCAAUGAGUCACUUGACGAUUGAUACAACCUUCGAAAAGUGGUCUUGGUGAAUCGAAUAAAACUUAGUGUGUCACGAACAUGGAGGCACAAUACAUACCCCCCAGUGAGCCUCAAUUUAGGAGGCGCCCAAAUUCCAAUCCUCGGGACCCCGCAGCAGUCGUUCAGCAGCAAGGACCUCAAGUAGUUCUGAAUCAACAACCUCACCCCCGCAAAACCAAUCGUGCUGAUCCGCGUUACCAUGGUGACGUCCAGCAAUAUGCACCUACUGGACAUGGCUAUGGUGGGUAUCAAGGGCAGGUUCAAGAACCCGGCCGCGUCCGACCCACACAACCCGGCAAGAGAUUGAAAAACAAAAAUCCGAAUUUGACUCCACCAGCAGGUGUGAAUCAUAAAGAAACAAAGAAAACCAAGCAAUCCAGCGAAUUCCCUGGAAACCCUACAGAUGAGAUACUGGUUGGCUCUCCUACUGCAGUCAGCCAUGCGCUGGUAGAUCACUAUGGUAACUACAAUGCAAGUGGUCGGAGUGAUGGAUAUGGGAGUGCGCUAUCUCGGUUAAGUCAAGACGGGAGUCUGCAUGGUCAAUCUCAAGUCUCAGACCACGACUCAAGUGGUAGUGGCCGGACUCAUGAAAGAGGAAGCAAUCGUGCAGGCGAUCAAAGACUCCCAACUGGUACAUCCCGUCUAAAUCCAAGUGUAGCGAGCAAUGGCGGUAGCCACCGUUUAACAGCAAACGUCUUACGAUCGCUAGAUAACAACCAACCGCAAAUUGCUCCUCUUAACAUCAACUCUACCACGAAUGAUCCUACACAUGCUGAGGACUUCAGCAUGAUUGUUUACCCUGGUGAGAAACAAGAUAUGGAAACACAAAUCUUCGACGUUCCACGAGGCUCGAAUCGACCAGCGAUUACAGAGGGACCAAUUUAUCGACGCCAAGGGGAGCAUCCGCAUCCCCAACAACGGAGAUUUAUAGGGAAUCGCCAUCCUCCUCAACCAGCCCCACAAGGGCCACAUGCCCAGAGUCCCCUGCAUCAUCAACAGCAGCAGCAGCCGACGCAACCACCGUCAAUUUACACCCCGGGUCAGGUUCUGGUACAGUACGUCCCCGACGUAAAGACGAUGCCGGAGCCGAAUGCGAAGUGCAUCGCGUGCGUGCACACCGUCGGAGUACCCAUUGCGAGACUCGGCACGCGAAUUCUGUGUCGGAGUGCCAAAGGUGGCUGCGCUUUCGUGGGCUGUACAAUUCUGUAAGCCCGCGGCGUCGCCAUGCCUAGUUCGUUUGUGCAGCGCCACCCGCAUUCGCAAUUCGCCGUUGUACCGCCGCGGAUACGAACUCUGCCCGCUGGUUUACGAGCUUGGUCACCAGGGGUAGCAGAUAUUUGACAUUCGUAUUUCAAGCAUAACCAAAAGAGAAAUAAAAGAAGCAAGGAAGAAGAAACUGUCAAAAUUCUCCCUUGCAAAAUAGAUUUUGUAUAAUUGCAUUUAGUUAAUUUUACAGGCUGGAGUUUUUAGAUAUCUUUGUAAGAUAAGGUUUGUAAUGUACAUGAGUUUCUUUUCUACUCGAAUGGUUCUGAAUUGAAUUUGAACUGUUUUUUGGCUA